Amoebophrya sp. A120 is the source of this 573-nucleotide messenger RNA. Lineage: Eukaryota; Dinophyceae; Syndiniales; Amoebophryaceae. The record is from the annotation of a GenBank genome assembly.
AUGACGAGGCAUACUGGUGUGGUCGUGAAGUGGUUGAACCACAAGGGUAUUGGUUUUAUUACCCCCGACAGUGUGAAGGAGAACGAGAAGGGCGAUGGCGAUGCAGACUCCAACGCCAGCGAUAUUCUGGUGCACUUCCAGCAUAUUCAGCAGACUUCCGGGGACGGAUUCAAGUCGCUGCAGAACGGGUCCCAAGUGGAGUAUGACUUGGAAGACGACCCGAAGCACCCGGGCGAGAAGAUGAUCGCAAUCAACGUGACCGGACCCGGCGGUGUCGACUGCACCCCGAAGCGGAAGGGCGGCCAAGGCGGAGGCGCCAGCAGCCCGGAAGGUAACAAGCCCAAGAACAACAACGGAAAGAAGGGAAAGGGCAAGGGCAAAAAGGGAAAGAAGGGCAAGGGCAAGGGAAAAGGUGGUUACGGCGCCAGCAGUAGCAACACCUACGAAGGCGAGGGGGAGCAGCAGGAGUACUUUCAACAAGGAGAUGUUUCAAUUUUAUUUUUCGGCAGAGUACGUAGAAACAAUAACAAAACAUACUAGAAGUGAAGUUUUUACACUUAGACGAAUAGAGCU